This is a messenger RNA of Papaver somniferum (opium poppy), 978 nucleotides long. RefSeq lists its product as uncharacterized. Gene Ontology annotation, molecular function: zinc ion binding. The record is from RefSeq and is a predicted model, not a curated record. NCBI's taxonomy places the organism in Eukaryota, Viridiplantae, Streptophyta, Magnoliopsida, Ranunculales, Papaveraceae. The transcript is spliced from 3 exons. Bases 1 to 978 code for a protein of 325 amino acids.
AUGUCUAUUUUUAAGAAGACUUAUGUGUCCAAUACUAAGUAUCACCAUGCCCGUAAAGGGCAAGAAGAUGUAUUUGAAGAACAAUUUGGUGAUGAUGAGAAGUCGUAUUGCGAUUUAACUUGGUAUGUCAAAGCAAUUGAAGAAACUAAUCCCGAUAGCUAUGUGAAGUUUGAAGUUGAUCAUGCAACCCAAAUAUUUGAGAGGAUAUUCAUUUGUUUCGGUGCUUGCAAGCAUAGCUAUAGGUAUCUCAGGCCGAUGAUUUACUUGGACGCUACUUUCCUUACUGGUAGAUUCAAGGGUGAUUUGAUGGUUGCAACAUGUAUCAAUGGAAACAAUGGUUUUUACCCAUUUUCCUUUGCUCUUGUUUCUGCUGAAAACAAAGAUAAUUGGUUUUGGUUUCUGGAGAAUCUUAAACAAGUUGUCGAUGGUUGUCAGAUUGUUUUCCUUAGUGAUCGUGGAGAAGGACUUUUUCAGGGCAUUCCAAAAUGCAAUCUCCCAAUUGGAUCAGAUGAUACGAAUUCGAAGGUCGUUAUUGAUUUGUUUUACAAAGUUGCUUACUCUUACGCAACAGCUAACUUUGAAGAAGCUUUGCGGGGCAUGCAUGCAAUCGGAUGUGGACAUGUUGCUAAAUAUAUCAGGACUAUUCCAAAGGAGAAAUGGGCAAAUGCAUUUUUCCCUGUUAUGAAGAAGAAUUUUGACACAAGGACAGAAGGUCUAGAAAAUUUCAACACUAGGAUCACUCCCAAAUAUGAGGCUUUACUAAAGGAAAACAUCGACAUUGGUCGUACUUGGACUGUUACUCAGUCCAUGGAAAGAUUGUAUGAAGUCGCGUCUCAUUAUGUAGAUCUAUUGCAGAAAAUUUGUACAUGUCACAAGUGGAAAGUUAAUGGAUUUCCUUGUGCACAUGCUUGUGCUGCCAUUCAAGCUACGAGGGAGGAAAUCUAUUCAUUUGUUGAGCGAUACUUCACCACUGAAUAG